This is a messenger RNA of Pediculus humanus corporis (human body louse), 441 nucleotides long. Its product is annotated as transcription factor MafK, putative. Lineage: Eukaryota; Metazoa; Arthropoda; Insecta; Psocodea; Pediculidae. Gene Ontology annotation, biological process: regulation of transcription by RNA polymerase II. Bases 1 to 441 code for a protein of 146 amino acids. Gene Ontology annotation, cellular component: nucleus. The record is from RefSeq and is a predicted model, not a curated record. Gene Ontology annotation, molecular function: RNA polymerase II cis-regulatory region sequence-specific DNA binding; DNA-binding transcription factor activity, RNA polymerase II-specific. The transcript has 3 exons.
AUGCCAAAUGAUAUAAAAAGAAAAAAUAUGCAUUUGGUAAGUUUUUUCUUAAAAUUUUCAUUAAAUAAACAGGAACCUUUAUCUCCGAGUCCUGUAAUUGAUAUCAGCGAUGAUGAAUUGGUAUCCAUUUCUGUUAGAGACUUGAACAGACAAUUAAAAUUGAGAGGAUUAACACGGGAAGAAAUCGUGAGAAUGAAACAAAGGAGAAGAACACUUAAAAAUAGAGGAUAUGCUGCAAGUUGUAGGAUAAAAAGAAUUGAACAAAAAGACGAAUUAGAAAGUGAAAAAUGUCAAGAAUACAGAGAUAUGGAAGCGAUGCAAGAAGCGAAUCAAAGAAUGAGAGAAGAAGUUGAUUCGCUUCUUGUUAAAUAUGAAGCAUUAAAAAAAUUUGCUGUCGCUAAUAAAAUUCAUAUCCCUCCAGAAUUAGAAACAGUUCAUUAA